AAACUCUUAAACCCAAAAUCCCAAAUCGGCCAGAAGAAUUUUACCAACAAACAAACAAACAAACAAACAAACCUCCUUGUAAGAAUUUCACACUUCUAAAAGACCAAAAUCACCCUAAAAAAAUGGAGAAGGAUAUUCUAUCACGGUUCGAUGAUCGAUCCAACCACACUUUACGAGAAGAAAGAAGUUUGUUUGGAUUUUAGCCACCAUUUAAUAAGACCAUACACAUGCGUGAUCAAUAAGCCAUUUUUUCUUCACCUUCUCUCUGUCACACGCAGUACCCUUGGUUUUUUUUCCACUCCAAGAAAACCCAAACCCUAGAUCUCUUUGUUUUUGCUUGUGACACUCCCCAUCUUCACGUCUCUCGUUUGUUUCACUGUAUCUUCACACGCACAACACACAACGAAAGCGAAGACCCCAUUUUCCAGAUCUGACUAAACUAUACCAACUUCGUCUCCGAAUUUUUUCUUUUGUCUUUGCUUUUAGUCCUCAGCUACCCAUUUAUUUUCUCAUUGCAAAUCUUUUAUUAGAUCGGCUUAAACCCGGAAAAGAGACUAAAAAAAAAAGACCAAGUUGUUAAUUUUGUCAGCGAAUUAUAUCUAGCUUUAAAGUUGAAUUAUUUUGAGUUAAAAGAAUUUUGUUUGUGAUUUUACGUGAUCGGGUUGGAUUAUGCAGGAUAUAAAUUGAUUAGAUCUGGAUUUGGGUUAUUUUAAUUUAUAUAUGUUGUUUUAGUGGUUUGGGUAUCUUUUUUGGAUUGGUUAGGGAGUUUUUUCUCAAUGGCAAUGCCAUCGGGAAAUGUAGUUUCGUCUGAUAAAAUGCAGUUUCCUGCUCCUUCAGUUGGCGGUGGUGGUGCCGCUGGAGCCGUUGGUGGCGGUGCAGGAGGAGGAGAGAUCCACCAGCACCAUCACCGGCUAUGGUUUCCGGAUGAGCGUGAUGGCUUUAUCUAUUGGUUGCGAGGGGAAUUUGCUGCAGCCAAUGCUAUGAUUGACUCCCUUUCUCAUCAUUUGCGUGAGGUUGGGGAGGUUGGGGAGUAUGAAGCAGUCAUAGCUUGCAUUCAACAAAGGAGAUGUAAUUGGAACCCUGUGCUACAUAUGCAGCAGUACUUUUCGGUUGCUGACGUUUCCUACGCUCUUCAACAGGUCGCGUGGAGACGGAGACAAAGGCAUUAUGAUCCUGGGAAAGUCGGGGGAAAGGAAUUUAAAAGAUCUGGCAUUGGGUUUAAGGGGCAUAGGAUAGAGGUGGCCAAAGAAGUGCAGAAUUCAGGGGUUGAUAGUGAUGGGUAUUCGACUGUUACCACAGUUUCAGAGAGAAAUGAGAGAGGGAGUGAGAAACGUGAGGAACUUAAGUCGGGUGGUGGGGUAGGGAAGGUGGAGGAUAAAGACUCAGCUGUUACAGAUGAUAAAAAAGAUGUUGGUUCUAAACCUCAUGCUGAUAGCAGCGACUUAAAAGGGUCAGGGAGUUCAAAGGGAACUACAGAUGGAAAUACAGAACCUGGAACUGAGGAUGUAAAUGGUGGAUGCACAUCAAGCUAUAAAGAGAAUGAUUUACAUUCCACCCAAAAUCAGAAUGAACAGCAGAAUCUGGCUAUGGGUCCAAAAACUUUUGUUGGUAAUGAGAUGUUUGAUGGAAAGAUGGUCAAUGUGGUGGAUGGGCUAAAAUUGUUUGAGGAACUGUUUGAUGAGAAGGAAGUUUCAAAUCUUGUCUCAUUGGUAAAUGAUUUAAGGGCUGCAGGGAAAAGAGGACAAUUUCAAGAAGCAGGUCAGACAUAUGUGGCUUCAAAAAAACCCAUUAAGGGACAUGGCAGAGAGAUGAUUCAAUUGGGCCUUCCAAUUGCAGAUGCACCUCUAGAUGAUGAAACUGUUGCAGGGACCUUGAAAGAUCGGAGAAUAGAAGCCAUUCCUGCCUUGCUGCAAGAUGCUAUAGAACGUUUGGUCAACUUGCAAGUUUUGACUGCAAAGCCGGACUCUUGCAUCAUUGAUGUCUAUAAUGAGGGGGAUCAUUCACUGCCUCGCAUGUGUCCACCUUGGUUUGGAAAGCCUGUUUGCAUCAUGUUCUUGACCGAUUGUGACAUUACCUUUGGAAGGGUAAUUGGAGUCGACCAUCCUGGGGACUUUAGAGGCUCUCUAAAGCUUUCUCUUGCACCUGGAUCUCUCCUUGUGAUGCAAGGAAAAUCAGCUGAUUUUGCCAAACAUGCACUUCCCUCUGUCCGAAAGCAGCGAAUACUUGUUACAUUUACCAAGUAUCAACCAAAGAAAUCCACGGCUGACAACCAGAGGCAUCCUUCACCUUUAGUUUCUCAGUCUUCACAAUGGGGUCCGCCACCUAGUAGAUCACCCAACCAUUUUCGCCAUUCUGCUGGUCCCAAGCAUUAUGCAGCAAUACCAACAAGUGGUGUACUGCCAGCCCCAGCAAUUCGGCCACUAAUUCCCCCUCCAAACGGUGUUCAAACUUUAUUUGUGCCCACUCCAGUUGCUCCUGCUAUUCCUUUUCCUGCUCCAGUUCCCAUCCCACCUGUUUCGACUGGGUGGCCAGCUGCUCCUCCAAGACAUCCUCCACCCCGUCUACCUGUUCCUGGCACAGGAGUUUUCCUACCUCCACCAGGGUCCAAUUCAUCAUCCCAACAGUCGUCAACUUCUGCAACUGAAGUCAACAUUCCUGUGGAGACAACUUCCCCACCUGGAAAGGAUGAUGGUUCUGGGAAGCCCAAUCAUCAUACAACUUCUUCUGGAGGGAGGUUGGAUGGAAAAUCUCCAAAGCAAGAGUGCAAUGGAAGUGUAGACGGAACCGGCAGUGGGAGAGCUAUGAUGCAGGAAGAACAACAACGUGCUGACAAUAGUGUCAACCAACCUGCUAGUGCAGUUUAGAGAGAGAGAGAGAGAAAUGGAAUUUCUCAAAGGAGAUAGGCUGCGAACUGCAAUGAGUUUAAAGCAAAUGUAAAGAGCGGCAACACUUGAGACUUUUGACAUUUCAUACUAAUAGUGGGGGAACAAAGGGGAGGGAGGAACUUCUCAGUUCUCUCCGCAUUCCUUCAUGUUCUCUUUUCCAUUUUUUGUUGUCUUAUUAUUUGAACUUUCACAAGAGGUGGAAAACUCCAUUCUUAAUAUAACCUUUGGUUCCUCUUAGUAU
This is a messenger RNA of Durio zibethinus, 3126 nucleotides long. RefSeq names its product RNA demethylase ALKBH10B-like. Gene Ontology annotation, biological process: mRNA catabolic process. The record is from RefSeq and is a predicted model, not a curated record. NCBI's taxonomy places the organism in Eukaryota, Viridiplantae, Streptophyta, Magnoliopsida, Malvales, Malvaceae. Gene Ontology annotation, molecular function: demethylase activity; mRNA binding.